AUGACUGUCUACGACCGCUACAACUACGACCGUGGAGGCCCCCGCCAUGAUACAUAUUAUUCAAGCCAUGGCCAGCCCUCGCAUGUAGCUGCAGAUGGCCAGACAGCCAUGAACUACAGCGACAGCUCCAACCACUACCCUUCGACCUAUCACCAUUCCUACGAAUCCCGCUACUCGUCUGCCGCCACAUCUAACAAACAAUCUUCAAGACACCCUACCAAGUCAUACAAGCAGUCCCGAUGGCCACCCUCACCAAGUGUUGAAGACGAAGUCACCUCGCUCGCCAAAGAAUUCCCGACCUUGGUGGGGUCCCAAGCCGAGGACAACAGCGAAGAAGCGAAAUCGCGGGGCACUGUCGAUCAGCAACCCAUCAUCGAGUCACUAUACACGCCGAACGACGAUGAGCGCCGUUUUGUACUCGUGUCUGAUCCGCAAGCACACAGUGAUGGAAUUGAAAAUGGCCCUGCCCUCUCCGACAACCGCGCCGAAAGACAUGGACGACGCAGGAGCCAUGCAGAACGUGGGAACAUGGCCCCUCUGAACACUAACAUUAGUGAUGACCAUGAUUCACCCUUAAUCCCGGAACGUACCUCUACUCCGUAUGCUUAUACGAAGCCACAAAAGGAGUCAAUUGCCCCGUCAGAUAGCCAGUAUUUUCUGUCCCCGGAGUCCCUCACCUCUUCAACCUCGAGCAUUCCGAGGUCGAUUCCGAACCAAGCUCCCGAUCGGGAAUUCAGUAAUACCUGGGGCCAAAGAACACCAACACAAGCUUCAUCUUCUAGGGAUAUCAACGAUACCUUUGAAGAUUCUGAUGGUGACUCGGACAGCUUAAACAUUCCUCCGGAACCCCGGCGGUCAGGGCGUUAUAGUUUCGUGAAGAGUGAGAUACAGAAGGAAGACUUACGAGCGAAUGUACUGGAUAGCCAGGCCAGGGCGGAACGUAGACGUCCUCGAGACUCGGCGCCGCCAUUCUCAGCAAGCCGUGAGUCCUCGGGAAAUGAAAGCAAUGCUUCAUCAACCUCAUCGAAACACUAUACACCACAAACUGAAUCUCCGCGAUCUUCUACGUCAUCUAUACGGGGAGACUCCACAAGACAGAAGCCUCCACGGGUCGAUACCAGGAGCUCAAGACGCCCUGAAUAUCAUGCUCCUCCCAGCCCGGUAUCACCAUCUCAACCAAGGCGUACAUCCCCUCCACGAUCACCAAGACUAUCAUCACGUAGACCUAAAUCUCCGUCUAUCUCCCGACCGUCGUCCAGCAAUGGAUCUCGCCCUUCAUCUCCAUCAUCAUUCUCAAAUGGCGGCGGACGAGCAGAUUUGCGAGUGCCUGUUACCGAAGCGGAUUGGCACGGAAGAUACUCAUCGAAUGAUCGGCUGAGAUCUGCAUCACGCCGUGAUACCUACGAUUAUAUUCAACCUCCAACGCCACAUAUCAAUGUGAAGAGCCCGUCUCCUUCGAGAACUCCAGUACAAGAAAAUGUUCUUCCAUAUCCCGUUGAUAGCAAGCCUACCCAAGCUUUCAUGCCUCCCGAAGAAGAGUAUCAAUAUGACCACUCUUCGGUUCCGUUACCCCCAUCCCCGCGGCAGCCGUACCCCGAGUAUACUUCACCUAGCUCACCGCGAAUGGCUGCCUUUCGCCCAGCGCCUCGAACCCACCACUCUGCGACCCUCAACGAACUUCCUCGCUCUCCACGGGCUAGGUCAAGUAGCUUCAGAUCGCAAUCCAAUUAUGAAGACCGGAGAUCAGCCACUGAUUUCGGCAUAGACAGACCUUUACCACCAUGCCCUAGAAAAGAGGCAUCGACACAACACAAUGACUGGUACAAGUUGGAGAAUUGUCCGGGGUUAGACAUAUGUCCGAGCUGCUAUGAGGGUGUGUUUGCCACCACAUCUUUCGCCGAUUACUUCUCUCAGCCACGUCGGUAUGAACAUCCCACGGAGCGCUUUUGCGAUUUCAGUAGUCCGUGGAUGCGUAUUGCUUGGGUUAUCAUCCUCAAGCAACGUCUUCCGUCACUUCGGCUCAUUCAAGAUCUGUCCGCAAUUGCAGACUCCGAGCGAUCUUGCCCUGGAGACCGCGAAGUUAGCACCGAUCACAUUGAAUGGUACGGCAUUCCCGAUUACCGCGAUGGCCGUCCCAUCUCCAAUUUCGCCAUAUGUCCCUGCGACCUAAGGAUGCUUAAAGCUCUUUUCCCCAGCGUACAAAACUACUUCGCUCGAAUCAAUCCGAGCCACGCCUACGCCGCUCCGAAAUAUACUUGUAGCUUCCGUGUAAAUUCUCGCCGUUCCCGAAAGUACCUCGACCUCCUCAUGGAAAUCGACGCCGAAGCGAAGGCUAACGGUCAACGACCCGACAUGGACCGCUUUAUCAAAAUGGUACGCGAGAACGCUUUCAAAGGGGAAUGUACCAGAAACAAACCCCUCUUACAGAAGUUAUGGCACUACAUCCCUGAGCUCCCUGAAUUCACAAUCUGUGAAGAAUGCUACAACGACAAAGUAUGGCCGUUCAGAUCCUCGUCUUCUCUUAGCAACCACAACAGCAAUGUGACUACACUUCCCGAACUAGUCACUCCGACUAUCCGACCCGUCCCGAGCGAAGAUCCACAGAUAGGUAGUUCAUGCUGCUUGUACAGUCCCCGCAUGCGCAAAGUAUGGGAGCGUGCCGUCCAGGAAGGCGACUUUUCAUAUCUUGCGCAAAAGGCGCGUGAGAGAAAAUCAGAGGAAAGAAGACUGGUGCUGCAGCGGUGGAAACUACUCGAUACCAUCAGAGUGGUUGAGCAGAGAUCGACAAAGUGGGAGAGGCUAAAGGCGGAAUUGAAGGAUAAUGAACGCGAAUGGAAGUAUUGGGAGUAGAGGAGGAAACCACAAAAUUGGCCUCGAUGGGAAUCCACACCGUUUUAUUUAUUGUUCUUGUCUCUUCAAAUCUGAAUCUGAUACGUUCUCUGUGGCAAGUGAAACAAGAUUGGAUAGCUGUUGCAUGGGUUUUUUGUCUGACACUCUACGGUUCUUCAUUUGUACUUUAGGUCUUUUUCGAGAUGAGGUCUACAUAACGUUAUUUCUAUCCACUGAACUUACUGUUUCUCACAAUUUUUUCCGUAAUAGUCAGCUUCCUGUUACCACAUACCCACGUAAACAUUCCUAUUGUCGUCCAUCCUAUUCCCUCUUUGAGCAACAGAGACACAAGCAGAGAGACGACACCCACACAUCUAAUACUGCCUCGCCGCUCGCUCACAAAUCGGAAUGCCUUCGUGACGGAAUUUGCCAGGCCCAUGUAGAUGACAUAGCUUGCAUCCCAGCUCAACACCAUCCCUCGAUCCCAACUCCACUCGACACAUCCUUCACUUCCACACACUCUAUACACCCCUUUAAGGACAUGAAACUAUUGCGAGGCACGGCACACAGCAUCUCACCAUCCAAUAAUACCUGCAAAAACGAAGAAUACAUGUAUAAGCGCCGCCGUCGAGGCAGUGUUAUUUUCCCCACAAAUUUUCCAC
Molecule: messenger RNA, 3491 nt
Organism: Periconia digitata
Lineage: Eukaryota; Fungi; Ascomycota; Dothideomycetes; Pleosporales; Periconiaceae
Source: the annotation of a GenBank genome assembly